AUGGUCAGAACCACAAAAGGAGACCAAGGUAAAAAUGAGACAGAAGUGACAGAAUUUAUCCUCUUGGGCCUGUCAGACAAUCCAGAGCUGCAAGGUGUCCUCUUUGCAUUGUUUCUAAUUAUCUACACCAUGACCCUGGUGGGUAACUUGGGCAUGAUGGCACUUAUCAAGAUGGACUCCUGUCUGCACACACCUAUGUACUUCUUCCUCAGCAGCCUUUCCUUUGUUGAUGCCUCUUCCUCUUCUACAGUCACCCCUAAGAUGCUGGUCAACCUCCUGGCUGAGGAGAAGGGCAUUUCUUUCAAUGGGUGUGCCACCCAGUUUUUCUUCUUUGGCUUCUUCUUGGGAACUGAAUGCUUCCUGCUAGCCAUGAUGGCAUAUGACCGCUAUGCAGCCAUCUGGAGUCCCCUGCUGUACCCAGUUCUCAUGUCUGGCAGAAUUUGUUUCAUGUUGGUGACUACUUCAUUCCUAGCAGGCUUUGGCAAUGCAGCCAUCCAUACAGGGAUGACUUUCAGACUGUCCUUUUGUGGUUCUAAUAAGAUCAACCAUUUCUAUUGUGACACUCCACCCCUGCUCAAACUCUCUUGCGCUGACAUCCAUAUCAAUGGCAUUGUGAUCAUGGUUUUUUCCAGUUUUAUUGUUCUCAUCUGUGUUCUGAUUGUCCUCAUUUCCUAUCUGUGUAUUCUUAUUGCCAUAUUGAAGAUGCCUUCUGUAGAUGGAAGACACAAAGCCUUUUCCACCUGUGCCUCCCACCUUAUGGCUGUCACCAUCUUCUUUGGUUCAAUUCUUUUCAUGUACUUGCGACCUACUUCUAGCUACUCGAUGGAACAGGACAAGAUUGUCUCUGUGUUUUAUAUAGUAGUGAUUCCCAUGCUUAAUCCUCUCAUCUACAGUUUAAAAAAUAAAGAUGUAAGAGAGGCAGUUAAAAAAAUCUUGCAGAAAAAUAUUUUAUAA
Psammomys obesus (fat sand rat) is the source of this 954-nucleotide messenger RNA. Its product is annotated as olfactory receptor 1020. Gene Ontology annotation, cellular component: membrane. Bases 1 to 954 code for a protein of 317 amino acids. The transcript has a single exon. Gene Ontology annotation, biological process: sensory perception of smell; G protein-coupled receptor signaling pathway. Lineage: Eukaryota; Metazoa; Chordata; Mammalia; Rodentia; Muridae. The record is from RefSeq and is a predicted model, not a curated record. Gene Ontology annotation, molecular function: G protein-coupled receptor activity; odorant binding; olfactory receptor activity.